This is a messenger RNA of Diatraea saccharalis (sugarcane borer), 372 nucleotides long. The record is from the annotation of a GenBank genome assembly. NCBI's taxonomy places the organism in Eukaryota, Metazoa, Arthropoda, Insecta, Lepidoptera, Crambidae.
AUGAGUGGAAGUAAAGGUUCCAACAUGCUGCCCCACGCGAGUCUCCUGCUGAUAUUUCUGGCUCUCAGCUCAGUAGCAGCGCAGACCUUUCAGUACUCCAGGGGUUGGACCAACGGCAAACGAGAUGGUCUAAAGCGGGACGUGCCUAGAGACAUAGCUGCCCUAGAGAGAAUCAUCAGCCCGUGCCAGAUGAGCAAACUCAAGUACCUGCUGGAAGGCAGGCCCUUGAACGAAAGGAUUAGAGACCGCGGAUCGCGGACCGCGGACCGCGUAUCCCACACUGUGAGACACCCUCUAAGAAGGCGGGAAGACCAUCAUCGCAAGGUGGCUGGCAGAAACUGGAUGCGAAUAGCUGAAGAUCGAGUUCGAUAG